GAUUCCAGAAAACCUCCUAUCUUGGGAUGGCAUUUGAAUUUUGGCUUCAAAAUGAUAUCAGCCUUGAAUAUAUUGUAGGUGUAGUGCAUGGAUACUCAUGGGAAAUUAAAGGCAAACAUCCUGAGACACUGUCUCCCUCUAAGUUCCUGUAGAGAAUCAGUAAAUAAACUUUCUAUGAUGCAAUCUGAUAAAUGUUUUUAGCAGUGUUCCAAUGUCUCAGGGCCUGCCACAAAGAAGAGGGAGUCAAGCUAUUCUCCAAAACAGCUGAAGGCAGGACAAGAAGCAAAGGAUGGAAACUCAUCAAAGAGAGAAGCAACCAGGAAUUAUAGAAAGUAUUUCUCAGCAAGACUACCAUUUCACCCUCAACAUACGAUGUAUUAUUUUCUAUGAUCUCUUCAAAACACUGUCUUUCUAAAUGGAUGGAGAAAUGGAAUGAAAACAUUUGUAGAAGACAAGGCAGGUAAUGAAGGAAGAACAAGUCAAGAUAUGGGUGGAGAGCUUUUUAGGCACCUGAUAUGUAGAAGGAGGAAGCUCAGUGUGGUGACCUAGUAGUGAAGACACUCACUUCCCACUCGGAAGGUUGAGAGUUCAAUCCUAAGUAGUGGCAGAUGUUGCUCUCCUAGGAUAUAAAGAAACUGCAAACUCUGUGAGCUGAAAUCCACAAAAACUUACAAGUUAUCAGCUGACAAGCUCAGCAUCUUAACCCUGAGCCACCACACCACCACUCCCUCUUGUAACACAAGGAAACAUGAACUUGACCAACUGUACGAGAGCGGUAGAGUUUAUCCUGGUUGGACUGCCAAGUGUAGAGCGAAUGGAAAGUGUGAUGCAUACAGGGAUCUUUCUGCUCUACCUUCUCUGUCUGAUGGGCAAUGGGCUCAUCAUUGUCAUGGUAAUUUGGGACCCCCAUCUCCAGAAGCCCAUGUAUUUCUUCCUUAGCAACCUGUCUUGCAUUGACAUUGGACACACCACAGCCUUUAUUCCUAAAUUGCUGGUCAACUAUCUCUCUGCAAACAAUUCCAUCUGCUUCUACUGCUGUAUAACACAGCUGUUCUUUUACUUCUUCUUUGGCAUUACAGAAUUUUUCAUCAUCACUUUGAUAUCUUUGGACAGAUUCUUAGCCAUUUGCUAUCCUUUGAGAUACGCCACCAUCAUGACUUCUGGGCUUUGCUUUAAGCUAUCGAUGACCGCCUGGUUUGUGGUUCUUGUCUAUAUGAUUUGUCAAGUAAUAAUGAUAGCUAACCUACCCUAUUGCACAUUCAACAUUAUCAAUCAUUUCUUUUGUGAUGUUGGACCUGUAUUAAAGAUUGCAGGAGGAGAUACACAUCUAAUUGAAGCCCUGGGUUUCCUUAUUACUGUAGUUGUGGUGAUGUCCUCCCUGCUUUUCACCCUCAUUUCUUACCUCUUCAUCAUCUUCACCAUUCUCCGAAUGUCUUCAACAACCAGACAGCAGAGGGCCUUUUCCACCUGUGCUUCCCACCUGGUUGUGGUCUGCAUUUUGUACGGGUCAGUCUUUUUUGUCUAUUUAAGGCCUACUAUCAAGAAUUCUUCCUUUGGUGUAAUCCGGUCUGUUUCUGUGGUACAUACUACCGUUGCUCCAGUGCUCAAUCCGUUUGUUUAUACUAUUAGGAACAAUGAAGUGAAAGAAGCCAUUUGGAAAGCAUUAAGAAAAAAGACUCCAGCUUUCCCUAAAAUCUAACCCCAGACUUGUUAGGAGGAGCAAUCCCAAUUCUUCAAGAUGAGGAGUGGGUGAACUAUCCAUCAGCAAUAGUGCACCAUAACUUUACUCAAGGUAAGAUUGAAGCAGCAACAGGUCAACAUCCAUACUCCAGUAUUUGAAACUAUGGUGAUGGUAGAAUCCAUGGCUUCAAUCCAAGUUGAAUCCCAGGAAGAAUUUAUAAUGGAAAGAUAGAUUUUGAAUGUUCUUCAAUCAUGACAAAUCAGAUGUCAGUUUUCUUGUGAAUCUGUACCAACAAUAAUAGUGAUCUGCUCUCUGGAUUGCUUUGUUGUUAACUUUGACUUGGGAAUCAGUUUGCAGCACUUUGGAUUUCCUGGUGCAGUUUAUUGAAGGGAGACCAUUGGAAUUAACAAUAGAAUCCUUUAUUGUUCAAUUGUGAAAAGACACAUAAAGAAUUUGUCUGCUGUGCAUAAGCUCUCAGCAUACAUACAAGCAACAAGUGAUAAAACAUGGUCAUAAUCAUAAAACACAAUCAUCAUAAAUCAUAAGAUUCAAACUCAAUGAUAGUCAUAGGAUACUAAAUAAGCAAACAACAUAAAUCAUAAUAGGAUACUAAAUAAAGACAAUCAAGAUAAAUCAGGAAAUACAAGCAACCAAGUUAUAGUCAUAAGAAGCUAAGGAAAUAGGUAAUAGGAAAAAUGAAGAAAUGAGAAGGAUAAUAGGCAAUACAGCCAUCCUAGUUGGUUUGACAUCCUAGGGCAUUAGACAGUGUUGUGGGACUUAGUUGUUUAGCAGAGUUAUAGCAUGGGGUCAUAUCUUGUGUCUGAUUGUUUUGGCAUGCAAUAGCAUCAUCUUGAGGAAAGAAGUUGAAACAGUUUAUGUUCAAGAUGUGAGGCUCUGUGGAUAUUUUCACAGCCCUCUUACUGCAGUAUGCAGGUCCUCAAUGGAAGGCAGACAUGUUGCAAUUAUUGUUUCUGCAAUCUUAACUAUCUGUUGAAGUCUGUAUCUAUCUAGUUGGUUGCUGUGCCAAACCAUCCAGCUGUAGAGGUGCAAAUGACAGACUCCAUAUUUCCCCUGUAGAACUGUAUCAACAGCUCCUUGAUUCACGAUGUUGUAAGGAGAAACCAUGAUACUGGAAAAAUGCAAGAGAUAGGUCUUGGUGCUGUCCAUGGUUCAGAAUAUCUUUCAGAUAGUGCUCUGGAAUUAAAAGAUUAUGACCUGGCAUAAAAAACUGACUUUCUAAGGCUUUUGGUGUUCUUCAUCUUUGUUUACCAACCCUUCUUCCAUUCACAUCAGAUGUACUACAACUUUCUUCCUUAUCUUUCCUGGUAAGAAAGACAAAGCUUCAAAUUCUGUUCAAUUUUGGAGGUGUUACGCAAGAAAGUAUCAUUUCUUAGAAAUGGAUGACAGAAUUUGACAACUACCAAAAUUCUACAGUUUUUCUGAGUGGAGAUAAUUAGGGGCUCCUAAGCAACUGGGAAUCUUGUUCAGAUAGAUGCCUUAUUUUUUUUUUCCAAGAGAGAAUAAUUUUUGUUCCCAGAUUAACAUUUAUGUUAAUUAUAUUACAGAAUACCAGCAUAUGAUAAUGGAGACUCCUGGGAUAGUUGAAUUAACUGGAAAGCUUUGGAUCAUUUUUCCUAUAAACUGAUUUUUUUUAAUAAAAAAAAAUAUUUUCCAUUUAUCCAACAAAGUUAUACAACAAAAUGCACUUUACAAAAUAAAAUAAAUUCAUAAUCAUAACCAUAACCAUAAUCAUAGAUGCUGCUUGCUCCUUCCCCCCAAGCUGUAUCCACCCUCCCUAAUACUUUUGUUACUUCCCUCCUCUUUCUCUCCUCCCCUCCCUACUCUCUUCCCCUCCCCUUCUCCUCUUACCAUCCUACUUCCUCCCUUCACCUUCCUCUCCUCUCAUCCCUUGAGACAGAUAGAUGCCUUAUUGAGGUGGCCUUUUUAAAAACCCUUUCUCUUCUGUGGAUUGUAUUAUUGCUUUUAUGAUGUUUAUUAAUAACUUUUUAUAUUGUACUUUUUUUUGCUUUUAUUUAUUGUUCAUGUUGUUUCCUGUUUGCCACCGAGAAUUGCUUUUGGUGAGAUGGCUGUAUAAAUUUGCUUAAUAAAAUAACUAACUAAAUAAA
Messenger RNA from Crotalus tigris (Tiger rattlesnake), 3807 nucleotides. RefSeq names its product olfactory receptor 6X1-like. Gene Ontology annotation, molecular function: G protein-coupled receptor activity; olfactory receptor activity. The record is from RefSeq and is a predicted model, not a curated record. The transcript has 2 exons. The coding region runs from base 749 to 1699 and encodes 316 amino acids. Lineage: Eukaryota; Metazoa; Chordata; Lepidosauria; Squamata; Viperidae. Gene Ontology annotation, cellular component: membrane. Gene Ontology annotation, biological process: G protein-coupled receptor signaling pathway.